Molecule: messenger RNA, 2736 nt
Organism: Siniperca chuatsi (mandarin fish)
Lineage: Eukaryota; Metazoa; Chordata; Actinopteri; Centrarchiformes; Sinipercidae
Gene: ttll10
Product: tubulin tyrosine ligase-like family, member 10
Exons: 12
Coding region: 391-2583 (730 amino acids)
Biological process (GO): protein modification process
Source: RefSeq, a predicted model, not a curated record
UGUUGUAAGAUUCAAUCUACAAGAGGCAACUGUUGCUAAGGGUCCCAUUACCUGAGUAACCGGUGAUUGUUUACAUUGGUCUAGUGGGUUUGCUUACUUGCAGUGUGACAGUCUAUGGCUGAUUUCGGUGGGCUAAACUGCUGACAGACCAUGUGAUUUCACCUCUGUCAAGUCUGUCCUUCAGUCUGUGGGUUUGCUGUUUGUUGGGGCCUUACUGUCGGACUACAAGGUUGAGCGCACAUGCCAGAAGACGAAUAGGCUGAGUAGGUUUCCAUGGAGUCUGGCUGUCCAUGUGUGUGACACUGGAGUUGCAGUGUCCCUGCGCACCAAAAAAGGGUCUACUUGUCCUCAUUUCUAGCCAUCACCAACGAUCUGCAAGAACACGAGGUCAUGUCAUCUGAGUGCUGGGUGGAGCCCUGCAGUGAGGGCCAGGCAGGGGGGACCGGACUGGAGAAGCAACAAGGGGAAGAAGCGCAGAAGGAGGAAGUGGAGGUUCCCUGCGGGGACAACCAGCCCGCAGGAAGCCUGAGGCAGGAGAAGCCAGGAGGAGAACGACUUACGUCACGUGACCAUAGUGCCAUACAGGAAGUGACAUCAGAAGGUGGAUUGGAGAAGGUCCAGAGGGAGGAGACGCAGACUCAGGAAAAGGGAGAAAGGUCUUCACACAUGACUGUCAACCACGAAAGCCAGGAUAGAGGGUCAGUAUCAGGUGCGUGCCUGGUGAAGCGAUACCUUCGAAAGAGGUCCCUCCCCAGGGGCUUGGCGACCUGCUCCUACCCAGAAAGGGGCAGGGAGCAGCAGGUAGAGGAGCCUCGGGGGCCUGGGCCUUUCUACUUCUUUGGAGGAGCCAAUGGGGCUGAAAUAGUGACCAGUUACUGUGAGAGCAGGGGAUGGAAGAGGAUUUACAACAAGCACAGGGAGGAUUUCAAACUCAAGUGGUGUGAGACCAAAUCACCAGCCAACUACUGUAACUUCAGAAAAGGUGAACAGCUGGUUUACCAGAUUCCCAACAACAAGGUGCUCACCACAAAGAUCGGCCUCCUCAGCAGUCUGCGGGAGUAUGAGCGAGUCAGCAGCAAAGUCAGCCACGGUCGAGGACUGAGGGGGCUGAAAAUGGAAGAGUUCAUUCCCACUACCUUCCGCAUGGAUGUGAGGGAAGAGCGAGAGGCUUUCUUUGCCCAGCAGGAGGGUGUGACCAACAAUGAGAGUCAUAUGUGGAUCUGUAAACCCACGGGUAUGAACCAGGGCAGAGGGAUCUUUCUGCUGAAGAGCCAGGAGGAUGUAGCCGCCUUAAGACUGAAGCUGCAGCACAUGGAGGACAGCAAGGCCAACAGGAAGAUGCACCACUGCCAGCCUCAGGCUCGCAUUGUCCAAUAUUACAUUCAGAGGCCGCUGCUCCUGAAAGGGAAAAAGUUUGAUGUGCGCUCUUACCUUCUGAUUGCCUGCACUGCACCUUACAUGGUCUUCUUUCGCCAUGGAUAUGUGCGACUGAGCUGCGACCUCUACGACCCCUGCUCCAACAACCUCUCUGCCCACCUGACCAAUCAGUACAUGCAGAAGAAGAACCCUCUGUACAGCCAGCUAAAGGAGGACACGGUGUGGUCCAUGGAGAGCUUCAACACCUACGUCAACGACAGGUUUCGAGUUGCCAAGGGUCUGCCCAGGGACUGGGUGCUGGGCGCCUUUGCAAAGCGCAUGCAGCAGAUCAUGACGCAAUGUUUCUUUGCAGUCAAAUCCAAGUUGGACUGCCGACUGGGCUUCUUUGACUUGAUUGGCUGCGACUUCAUGGUUGAUGAGGACUUCAAGGUGUGGCUGCUGGAGAUGAACUGUAAUCCAGCUCUCCAUACAAACUGUGAAGUGCUGAAGGAGGUGAUACCCAGCACUGUUGUGGAGACACUGGAUUUAACUCUUGAGAUCUUCAACAAGUGUCGUCUCAGGCAGAGGAUUCUUCCUUUGGCCAGUCAGAGGGAGUUUGUGCUGCUGUACAACCGAGUUUUUCCUCCUGAUUCAGUGCUGGCCUGCAGCAAGAGCAACACAAGCAGUGAAUUCAGCCAGAAAAGCACCAAAAAGACUGAACCCAGAAGAUGUAAGUCAGGAACCGUGGGCAAAACUGUGCCCUCAGCAUCCCCUGAUAAUUCUGUGAAUUUCUCAGCGAGCAGUGAAGGAAGGGGUAGUUCAACAUCUGGCCACAAUUCCACUGCCACCUCAACUCAUCAUCAAAGCUCUCCGUCAGUGCAGGGACCUUCACAUUUACACAGCAGCAGCAUACAAACUGUUAAGAACCGCAGGCCUCGAGUCGAGCUCAAGCCGAGCAAAUGCACUUUGCAUCAUCAUUUGAAGGCUGCAGAUGACACGAAGCACUCUAAGACUCAGCAGAAGACGAGGAUCAUCAUGUCGCUGUCACCACCGGUGGUGAGGGAAGGGAUCUCCGUCUUUGGCUCUCCAGAGACAGCGACACCAUUCCCUCCUCAAGCUGGACCACCUGUGUGUGGGAACAAAUGUGAAAGAGGAGGGGAACCUGGUGAAGAAGCGCUCAGAGAGGACACAAAGAGUUUAGUUUAUGAGACGAAAGAGAAACUGUGAGGCAUUAUAUGCAAACAGCUGGGUUCUAAAGAGCUUCGUCUAAAAAAAGAAGAUCUACACUUUGGACAUCUGGUGAUGUUUCACUCUCGGAGAAAUUCAUAAAAUGCUAAUAAAUGUUUAAUGUUACAAUAAAGAAUCUUUUUAUUACUUGAA